AUGAAGGACAGACUGGAGGAAUUGAGGAUCCGAGUUAAUGAAGAUGAGGACUCUUUGGAUAUUGAUGAUACUCUCUCAUUUGAUAACCCUGUUUUCAAGGAGGAUGAGACCAAUCCCAUGAGCAAGAUAUUCCAGGAAGUGUCAGAUAUCUCGCUGGGCCUGAGUAAACUGGAGGAGUUAUCAGAGAGCAUCCACAAGAAGCAGCAGCGGGUGCUGUGCUGCACCACGGAGGAGAGCGUUUAUGAAGAAAAGAAAGAGCUAAGUAACAUUAAAGCCUCCUUCACUAGUCAGGCGAAAGUCAUCCAGCCUCAGCUCUAUGGGAUUCAAGACACACUGGCCCGAGACAGCAAACAGUGGCUGGCAGGAUACCGCAUCCACCAGAGCCAGCUCUCUGUCCUAAUCAGCCGGUACCGAGACAUCAUCACUCACCAUUAUGCCAAGGAGAUGGAGUACGUGGAGAAGUUGAAGGAGCAGAUCAUAAGGCAAACCGAGCUGGCGGGCUUAAGCCUAUGUGAAGAGGACAUUAAUCAGCUAGUGGAAAGCCCUGUGGCUCCUCGGAUUGUGGGCCAGGACCUGGAAGUGCUCAAGGCCAAGCAGCACUUGGCCAUGGCCCAAGUACGCCACCAACAGCUGCUGGACCUAGAGGCCCAGAUCAGUGAGCUGCACUCGCUCUUCCUGCACUUGGAAGUGCUGGUUUCAGAGCAGCACGAGGUCAUCAACAACAUUGAGUACAACGUCCUGCAUACGCUUGAUUACGUGUCCCAGUCCAACGAGGAGGUGAAGAAAGCCCUGAAGUACGAGCGCCAGUCGCGGAUCUCGGCAGCACUGUCAGCGGUGCUGGGCCUCUGUGCCUGUUGUACGUGCUUAUCAUGCGUAGCUGGCACAGUGUAG
Molecule: messenger RNA, 891 nt
Organism: Emys orbicularis (European pond turtle)
Lineage: Eukaryota; Metazoa; Chordata; Testudines; Emydidae
Product: syntaxin-3-like
Exons: 1
Coding region: 1-891 (296 amino acids)
Biological process (GO): exocytosis; synaptic vesicle fusion to presynaptic active zone membrane; intracellular protein transport
Cellular component (GO): plasma membrane; synaptic vesicle; endomembrane system
Molecular function (GO): SNAP receptor activity; SNARE binding
Source: RefSeq, a predicted model, not a curated record